Mercenaria mercenaria is the source of this 1312-nucleotide messenger RNA. RefSeq lists its product as uncharacterized. Lineage: Eukaryota; Metazoa; Mollusca; Bivalvia; Venerida; Veneridae. The transcript has 6 exons. The record is from RefSeq and is a predicted model, not a curated record. The coding region runs from base 91 to 1293 and encodes 400 amino acids.
AACACUACAAUUUUCUUUUGCCAUUCAUAAUAAUUAUAGUCAUCAAAGUAUGAAAUAAUAAGGUGGUUUUCUUUAUAGUUUGAAUACGGGAUGAAAACAUUAAAACAUCUGGCUGUAGUAUUCGUAGCUACAUUUACUCUUGUAUUCCAAGUAAAAUGUCAGCCGCAGAGCCUCCAAGCCUAUCAGUCCACGUCAGCUUGUUCCGGCUCGUAUUCGGAAGAAACCAACAUGAAUGCAACAUGUAAUGAUGGACACGUCAUAGCUAUUGGUGAUCUCACGGUGGGUGCCAAACCAGACUCUGCUGGCUGUCCUGCAUCUUAUAAUGCAUCAUAUAACUUCUCUCUCUGCUGCACUUACAACCAGAAUACUGACUGUGUAUUUCCGUUAUUUGCCGGAAAUACGCUGUAUCACGAGAACUGCAAUGGGGUGUCGACCUGUUAUAGACAAGUUCAGGGACAACGCAUCGGUGACAACUGUGCUUCCACUAUAAAUGGAAAUUUUAGCGAACCCCUCAGUCAUUUUAUGUUCAUGGAGUUCUUCUGUAUAGAAGAAGAUAAAAUGGUCGACAUGUGUUCAGGGCCGACUACUCUUACUAGAGAGAAUACCGAGCUAUACAUUUGGAACAGAGAUUUUCCUUCCUCUUCCAUCCGGCCGACAGAUACAAAUUGCAACUGUUCUGUUGAGAUAGACAACUGUCAAUCAGGAAUAUCCAUUUACAACAUAUACAGACAACUUACUGUGACCGGCGCUGGUACAUGCAACCGAACGUUACGAGUUGGUGAUUUUGAAAACAAUACAAUCCUGUUUGCGUGGACAUGUGAUGACGAUACGCUUGAUUUUGAAAGCAACACUGUCCAAAACACAUACAUAUUAAUUAAUUUCGAGAAUCAACGUAAUGAAACGGAUGGAAAGUUUUGGCUCGGAUUUGGAGCAACCGCAGAAUCUAAUAUCACAGUCAGCUGUCCACCUACAGCACAGCAGUACUGUCAGCAGACAACUUCAACAACAACUUCAACAACCACGGUAACCACGGUAACCAUGACAACCAUGAAUAUGACAACAACUACAGAGACGGAAUCUUCAUCUUCCACAACUACUUCAACUGAGCCUCCAACCACACCUACAACGGCAGCAAAAAAUGAAACAACUGCCGCCGGAGUGACGUCGUCAGACCAGAAAGAUAAUAACUUACUGGCGGCAGUGAUUGUUCUGGGAGUGCUGGUGGUUCUGUUGUUGAUUGUAAUUGUCGUACUGUCGUGUUGUCUCUACAGAAGAUGCUGCAAUAAAACAUAAGACGAUGUAGAAAAAGGUU